CUUGUAAAAUAUUAUUUAUUUCAAAAUGUAAUACGCAGAUAAAUCCCUUGAGAUGUACCAUCUCGUUUUUCAGGUGGUCCUCAGGCUCAAAACAUGAACAUUUACAAACAUUUAAACAAAAAACAACAAAAAAAUAAAAAAUACAUAUACACAGUAGAUUAAACAACCCAGCGAUACAAAACAAUCAACAUAGUAACAUCAACAAAGACAUUUACACACACAUAUUUACAUCACUCAGGUCAGCUGAUCUUCAGCUUUACAACAAACCAAAUGGACUUGCUCUGUAAAUCUUAAAACACAGGAAGUCAACUCACUUUAAAAUUGCCAAAGCUAAAAAGGGAAGUUGGUCUGUUGCAUUACAGUUCAGCUUAAUAAACUGAAAGAUUUCACUUGAAAUCACCAGUCAAAGGAUCUUACUGCUGCUCUGUUUUUGAUGUGGGCUUGUUGGGUGAUGAGAUUCAUGGCAGCCCUGUCUACAAAGAUGUUGACAGACAACAUGUUACUGAGUGUCUUCUUUCUUACAGGUGCUUUGGCUGCUUGUCCUGAUGAUUCACACCUCUUCAUUACUGCACCACUGGAGAUUGAAGCACUGAGUGGAUCUUGUUUGCAAAUCCCGUGUAACUUUAGUGGUCUACCGAGACAAGCAUUUGACAGCAGGAGAACAACCUUUGGAGUGUGGAUUAAAAAUGACCACAGAUUUAAAAGCUAUCCAAGAAAUGUGAUUUUCAACAGUAGUCAGACAGUUAACACCUAUCCAAUGAACAUUACUGGAAACCUGAGUCAGAACGACUGCACCACUCUGUUUUCCAGUUUAAACACAACAUAUACAGACAGAUACUUCUUCAGAAUUGAGAACGGACCAUUCAGCGAAACAGCUUUUUGUGAUCCUGUUCAAAUAACAGUCAAAGAUUCUCCUCCAAGCCCCAGAAUUAAAAUCUCAGGUGAGCUGAAGGAGAAGGAGUCUGUCACUAUAACCUGCUCAGCUUUCACUCCCUGUCCACACUCCCCUCCUAAACUCACCUGGAAUCUCCAACAAGACGCUCACAACAAAAUAGAGGAAAACGCAGAUCGAACCUUCUCGACUAAAAUCCAGACGACCAUCACUCUGUCUGACAAGCACGACGGAUACAACAUCACCUGUUCUUCCAGCUACUCUGUGAAUGAAGGACAAAAUGCUAAGUCAGCAAAGGAAAAAGUGACUCUCAGUGUUUCAUAUUCUCCCAAGGACACUGCGGUGGUCAUCAGUCCCACUAGUCCAGGGUCAGUUGGCAGCGUGGUGAACAUGACUUGCUUCUGCAGAGCAAACCCUCCUGUUGUUAACUUUACCUGGAUGAUGAUCAAUGAUGGCAGAUUGGAGCUGAUCAAAUAUGAUCAGCAGGUUUACAGCUUUAAUGUGACCAGCAGUGAUCGAGACAGGUUGUACUAUUGUGGAUGUCAAAAUUCAGUGGAUAUACAAUUCUCAUCUGGAUAUCAGUUCAUAUUUGAAGGAAAUGAACAGUCUGGGAAAUUGGUUGAUGUCCACAUUAUACUGAAGACUGUGGGAAUUGUGAUACUGGUCAGUACAGUGAUCAUCUUUGAGUGGUGGUUCAGAACAAGACGCUCCACCAAACCAGUGAAGGACACAGUAGAAGCAGUCUUUGUCAACGGGGUGAUGGAGUUGUCAUCAUGAGCCACGAGGAGAGGAAGACCACAUGUUCAUCAUCAG
Messenger RNA from Thunnus maccoyii (southern bluefin tuna), 1705 nucleotides. Its product is annotated as myelin-associated glycoprotein-like. The transcript has 8 exons. Lineage: Eukaryota; Metazoa; Chordata; Actinopteri; Scombriformes; Scombridae. The coding region runs from base 434 to 1669 and encodes 411 amino acids. The record is from RefSeq and is a predicted model, not a curated record.